This is a messenger RNA of Durio zibethinus, 1928 nucleotides long. RefSeq lists its product as uncharacterized. The record is from RefSeq and is a predicted model, not a curated record. Lineage: Eukaryota; Viridiplantae; Streptophyta; Magnoliopsida; Malvales; Malvaceae. Gene Ontology annotation, cellular component: cytoplasm.
CUUUCUUGUAGGGCUCUAUCUCUUGAAUGACAAAAAAAGUUGGUAAAUUGCCAACAAGCGGGCUAAAGAAGCCGAAGAGGUCUAGAAGUGAACCGGUCCAGUUCACCGUCAAAACCAACCAGAAAUUGGCCGCCCGCCCAUUUUGAUGCGCACUUCACACCAAUCGCUUCAUAACUGAAAACAAACUUUAACAAAAUCUUUGGCCUUAUUCCCCAUUCUCUUGAAAUAAUACCCCAAAAUCUCAAUCAAUUCUCAACUCAACCCCACCCCGAAAAAACCCUAAUGUUUUCGUCAUGGAUUUCUUCAAAUCAGUUUUUGCAGACGAUCCAGAUCCUCCUGAACCCCAAAACGAAUCCGAUUCCCCCAAAGCCGUAGACUCCAGUCACUCUAUCCUCGAUUGCUCUGCUAAACAGCCCUACCCCAACCCUAACCCUAUUACUACCGGAUGGAGCUUCGGUGGUCUGAUCAAAACGAUAGCAACCAGAUCCGAAUCCGUAAUUGAAACCUACCGUCGUGAUCUUCAUGAAUUCGGCUCGGGUCUAAAAAAAGAAAUCGAGGUAGCCCAGGGCUCGUUAGAGAACAUAGGGCACGCCAUUGAUGAAUUCGGGAAUACUGUUUUAAAAGGAACGGCUCAGAUCAUCAAUCAAGGCAAAGAUGCAAUCCUAGCCGCCGAUAACGAAUCCGAUUCGUCUUCAUCCGAAAGCAAUAGCAAAGGUUUUAGUACUCAACGAAGCUUGAACUCGAAAAGUUACAGUCGAUUCGAUGCUCAAGUAAGGGCAAUUCAAGGAGAUAUUAAUACUUACAGUGAAGAGCCAGAGGAUUUGGAGGAUUAUAAGAAGUGGAAAUCAGGGUUUGGUUUGGAAGAGAAAAAGGAAGAGAUUGAGAGAUUGAUGGCAGAGAAUGGGGAAAUGGGGAAUCUUUAUAAAAGGGUUGUUGGUGUUUCAAAUGGGGUUGGUCAUGAGACAUUUUGGUGUAGGUAUUUUUAUAGGGUUUUUAAGCUUAAGCAAGCUGAGGAUAUGAGGGUUAAGCUUGUUAAGAGAGCUAUUUCAAAGGAAGAAGAUGAGGAGUUGAGUUGGGAUGUUGAUGAGGAUGAGGAGGAAGAGGUGGAUGAGAGAAAUGUGGGGUCGAACGCAAGUUUAAAGAAAGAAGAAGACGUGGGGAGGAAAGAAAAAGAUGAAAUUGUGGAAGAAAAGGUGGUGAAUUUGGAAUCUAAAGGUGAUUUUUCAGAGAAUAAGGAGCAAGUUGAGAGGGAAAAGGAAAAGAAUCCUGUUCAGGAAAUGCUAGUGAAGAACUAUGAUUCAGAUCAAGAUGGGAAGGGAAAUGCUGAUAAAUCAUGUGACGGCAAUGUGGUGACCGAGAAAGUUAAUUUGGAGAAGGAUGAGGGGGUAUGCAAGGAAAAUCCAGUGUCGAAAUCUGUUGAGAAAGUAGCUUCUGAAAGGAAAGGUGACCAUGAGGAGUCUAGUAAUGGCAACGUUAAAGACAGUGACUUUUCAGUUGUGUCAAGCCAUCCAUCAAUGCCUGAGGAGGACGAUCUUGGGUGGGAUGAAAUUGAAGAUCUCAGCAGCAUUGAUGAUGAUAAGAAAAGGACUCAUAGUGGAAGCCCGAGCUCAAAUAGAGCUGAUCUGAGAAAGCGACUGAGUACUGCAGAAGAAGAUAAGGAUUUGAGCUGGGAUAUUGAAGAUAAUGAUGAACCGGUUAAAGCUUGAUGAAAAAUGUUAGAGUUCCAUUUGAAAAUGUUUGAAGUUUAUUACUCAUAUAGAAUUCAAUUGCAUUCUACUGUUUCUUUUAUGUAGUGUUUCUAAUAUAUGUACCCUUCAAGUGUUAUAUAAGGGGGAGAAUUUCCUUUUCGUUUGAGAUGUAAAUAUCUUCUAUGAUUUGUGUACCUUUUAACACUUCAUUGAAAUGAAAUUGAAGAAGCUAUGUUCUUA